AUGUUGGUGUCUUCGCUGAUUCUGCUUGCUUCAUUCGGCAGGCUCGUCCAGUCCGCUACCCUGGAGGAGCUCUACCUCCAAAAUGCACCCUCUUCCCCACGUCCAUAUGUCAUUCCACAUUACGCAAACUCGCAUGCCGUCACCGUUGGGGAUCAGCUGUACCGCUUCACAGUGACUGGCCCUUCCUCGGAUAAUGCGUUCACCCUGAUGAGCACCAACGCACCCUCUAGCGGAGCACUAGGCGUGUUACCGCACAUACACCAGAAGCAUUCUGAGAAUUUCUUCAAUCUCAAGGGCAGGUUCCAGCUCUGGACGCAAAAGGGUACAGAGGAGCAACAAGCUCGCCUGUUGACAGCGGGUGAUUAUGGGUCGGUCCCCAGAAACACGACCCACACCUUCCAGAUUUUGGACCCAGAUACCGAGAUGGUUGGCGUUAUUGUUCCUGGUGGCUUUGAGUAA
Messenger RNA from Penicillium coprophilum, 459 nucleotides. Its product is annotated as quercetin 2,3-dioxygenase. The record is from RefSeq and is a predicted model, not a curated record. Lineage: Eukaryota; Fungi; Ascomycota; Eurotiomycetes; Eurotiales; Aspergillaceae. The coding region runs from base 1 to 459 and encodes 152 amino acids. The transcript has a single exon.